Lithohypha guttulata is the source of this 540-nucleotide messenger RNA. RefSeq lists its product as uncharacterized. NCBI's taxonomy places the organism in Eukaryota, Fungi, Ascomycota, Eurotiomycetes, Chaetothyriales, Trichomeriaceae. The record is from RefSeq and is a predicted model, not a curated record. The transcript has a single exon. Bases 1 to 540 code for a protein of 179 amino acids.
AUGGCUUCAUUCGGGUUGCAGCAGCGGGAUUUUGAUGAUGAAGACGACAGCAUGGAUGGUCUGCUCUUUGCCUUCUUUGUGCUGUUCCUGUUUGCAUGUUUAACGUCAAUCACAAUGUUGUACAUCCGAAGAAGACGAGCAGCACAGCAGGCAGCAAUACUCCCUACACAUCAGCGUCGAGGACACGAACGAUCUUUGACCAUCAGUACCACACCCUGUGUCGGGCAAGAUAAGAUAUACGUCUAUGACGAGAAGAUGAACCUGAUUGCCAACUCACAUGGUCCACCGGAUGGGCCUGUUCCAGAAAUUCGAGUGACGUUCCCUGACGAGAUGGACCAACAAUCGGGACAAAAGAUGGCAGGUCGAGUGGUGGUUGUUCGCAUUGCAGAUUCGGGUAGUAUUGGGAUGGAACCUUUGCAGCAAGAGCAGCUGCCUCCAUAUCAGCGCAGCGACGCCAAUCAAUUUCAGUCGUUGGAGCUCGAGAGACUCGGGGGACUGCGUGAGGGAGGACAGCCAGUUGGAAAACCACGAUGGUCCUGA